GAUCGAAUUUAAUCGCGUUCAAAUCCCUUCUUCUUCUCCUCCUCUUUAGAAUUCAACUCAUUACAGCUUCUUAUUUAAUUGGGUUGUCCGACUUCAGAAGAAGCCAUGGAGGGAACAAUGCUCUCUUCUAGUGACCAACAGAGAUUAGUCUCUUCUUUCCUUGACAUCGCUGUUGGGCAGACAUCUGAAACCGCUCGGCAGUUCUUAGAGGCAACAAGCUGGAAACUUGAGGAAGCGAUUCAGCUUUUCUACGUUGGAGGAGAAGUUGCUAUGCUUCCGUCCGCUACACACACUCAUCCAGCGUUCGACGAUCCCAUGGAUGCACAGUCUUGGGGGGCGGCUGGUGAGGCAGGAUAUGAAAGGACGCAAAACUAUGUAGAUGAAGAAGUCCGUGCUCCUUUGCCUGUUGCGAGGGAUACUCUUUAUAGUGACGACUUAAUGUAUUAUUAUGGGGCUAUGAGAUUGGGAAACACUCUGCGUGAACCAGCUCCUUUGAUUGCUUUCCGUAACUUCAGGGAAGAGCCAAGAAGGCCUGGAGUUUGGGAACCAGAUCAGGCUGCCCCCUCUGCCUCUGCUUCUGCAACAGAGACAACAACAUCAGCUCCUCGGGAUAGCUUGGCCUCGUUGUUCCGUCCUCCUUUUCAUCUGAUGACACACGGCUCCUUUGAACAGGCAAAAAGUACGUCUAAUUCUCAGGAUAAAUGGCUUCUCGUUAACCUUCAGUCCACCACUGAGUUCAGCUCUCAUAUGCUAAAUAGAGAUACUUGGGCAAAUGGAGCGGUUUCUCGGACUAUCAAAGCCAACUUCAUCUUCUGGCAGGUCUAUGAUGAUACCACGGAAGGAAGGAAGGUUAGCACAUACUACAAGCUAGACUCCGUUCCUGUGAUUCUUGUCAUUGAUCCUACAACUGGUCAGAAGAUGAGAAUGUGGUGUGGAAUGGUCCAACCAGAGACUUUGCUAGAGGAUUUAGUGCCGUUCUUGGAGGGUGGUCCUAGCGAACACUUAGCUUCUCUCUUACAGAAACGUCCAAGAGGCAGCUUCUCGUUGAUUCCUCAUUCCAAACCCAAAGAUGAUGAUGAUGAUGAAGAAGACGAACUGCAACGAGCAUUGGCUGCUUCCUUGGAAGACAACGGCAUGAUAGAGUCUUCUGAUGAUAUAUCACCACCAACCCCUGAAGCAGAUGUAGCUGUUACAGCAACGUUGCUUCCAACAUACCCACCUCUGCCAGAAGAACCAAAAGGAGGUGACCGCAGCGUUCAAUGCAGAGUUGGGAUACGUUUACCCAACGGACAAAGACUCCAGAGGAACUUCCUCAAAACUGAUCCAGUUCAGCUUCUCUGGUCUUUCUGCUAUUCUCAGCUUGAGGAAUUAGAGAGGAAGAAGCCACUGAAACUAACACAGGCGAUUCCAGGCGCAUCAAAGACGUUGGAGUAUGAAUCUAACUUAACCUUGGAGCAAUCUGGUGUUGCCAAUUCCAUGAUCUCUGCUACAUGGGAAUGACAAAAAUAAUUUUAUGUAAAACAUUAUCUAAAGGUUUAUAAGAUUAGUUAUUUUAAAAUUCGACCUUUUCUAAGAAAGAACAAAUCUAUGAGUUUUUAUUUGCAAUGAAUGAAAAAAAUAAUCUACGAUUGUUACA
Messenger RNA from Raphanus sativus (radish), 1636 nucleotides. RefSeq names its product plant UBX domain-containing protein 7. NCBI's taxonomy places the organism in Eukaryota, Viridiplantae, Streptophyta, Magnoliopsida, Brassicales, Brassicaceae. Gene Ontology annotation, cellular component: nucleus. Gene Ontology annotation, molecular function: ubiquitin binding. The transcript is spliced from 7 exons. The record is from RefSeq and is a predicted model, not a curated record. Gene Ontology annotation, biological process: proteasome-mediated ubiquitin-dependent protein catabolic process. The coding region runs from base 106 to 1500 and encodes 464 amino acids.